AUGCCAUUCCUGGAUAUCACAUUAAAUCAGUGGGUGUGCAAUUUAAGAUGCAUUAGAACCUGGCUGUGUCGAGAGAAUAAAGUCUCCUUGCUGAUUACAGAAAUGGAAGUGUCUCACCACAUGGGGUUACCACAGUUGAUAUUAGAUCAAGCAGUGUUCAAAGCAGAAUAUGACCGGUUGAAGCAGCAACAUGAUCACAAAGGACUAUCUCCACUACCCUCCUCACCUGAUAUGAUGCCCAUUUCCCCUCAGAGUUCACAAGAUGCUGAACUCAUUGCAGAAGCCAAACUAUUUCAUCAGCGCAAAGGUUGUCUAGAAGCCAGGAUGCAAAUCCUGGAGGAUCACAACAAACAGCUGGAAUCACAGCUGCACAGAUUGAGGCAGCUGCUGGAACAGCCUCAAGUGGAUGCCAAGAGAAUGGCACAACUCAGUCUUCUCCCACCUCAGAGGUCAGAUAGUAAUCAUCCAAUGCUUCUCUGUGUAGUUGGCAAUCAGACUUCAGAAUCUAUGUGUGAGGAUGAUCUGCUCAGUCCUCCCCAGGACACAAAAACAGAGUUAGAAGAGGUCAUGGAACAGCUCAACAAUUCUUUCCCAAGUACAAGAUGAAGAAAUGCCCCUGGAAAGCCAGUGAGAGAGGCCACAACGUAGGCAACCUCUUCCACAUGGCAGAUGAUUUGGGA
Molecule: messenger RNA, 680 nt
Organism: Rhineura floridana
Lineage: Eukaryota; Metazoa; Chordata; Lepidosauria; Squamata; Rhineuridae
Product: dystrophin-like
Exons: 2
Coding region: 1-606 (201 amino acids)
Biological process (GO): synaptic signaling
Cellular component (GO): plasma membrane
Source: RefSeq, a predicted model, not a curated record